CUUCACUCCAGAACCCAGGCAGCAUUAUUAAUUUUAAAAUGCCUUCUUUGAGAAGCAUCAAACUCUCCUACUCUUCUCCGCCGGCGCUACCUCCUUGUCCAGAGGUGCCAAUCACCCCUCCUCCUCCUCCUUGUUCACCUUGCCAACACAAAAACCACUUUCCUCCUCCACCACCGGGAGCUUCUCCUCCGCCUCCGCCUCCGCCUCCGCCUCCACCUCCACCACCUAAACUUGCACCACCAAGGCCAAGUCCUCUUCCGUUUUAUCCAGCGGCGAUAGCUCCCACGCCAUAUUUUCCACCAUCGCCUGCUCCUUUUGCGCCGCACCACCCACCACCAAAAACGCCGCCGAGAGCACCAAAACUUGCACCACCAAGGCCAAGUCCUCUUGCGUUUUAUCCAGCGGCGAUAGCUCCCACGCCAUAUUUUCCACCAUCGCCUGCUCCUUCUGUGCCACCUCAUGGCAACAACCACCACCCAGUAGAACUUAGUGUUUCUAUAGGUGCCUUGUUCUUUCUCUCCUUCUUAGCACUUGCCCUCAAUCACGUCUUCGGCAAGAAAUUGUUUCUCCCCGCAACCGCUGGUGCUGGUGGUGGUGCUGCUGCUGCUGCUGCUGCUACCGCUGCUGCUGCUGCUGCUGCUGCUGCUGCUGCUGCACCAAACGUAAUUAACACCGAACAACCGAGUGCCUCUCAUGAUGAUAGUAAUGAUGAUGCAGUGAGUACGAGCAUGGAUCCAGCACCUCAUGCUCCUCAAACACAGGGGCCGACCGAGCAGAGGAAAUUAGGGCAACAAGAUGAGGAAAUGAAUGUAGAAGAAGAUGAACAGUCGGAGAAGAAGAAGAAAAAAGUAAAGGCUGAUAUGGUGAUACAGAAGCUUAAAGAGACGACGAAGCUUCUGCAGAAUUUGUUGGAUGCAUCUCACAAUCCACGCCGAUUACCUCCACCUCAAACUGAGGAUAGAGGAGAGACGAGCUCUGGCCCCCCCUAUGCCGGUGUCGAGGAAAGGGGGGAGGAGGAGAAUGACGAGGCCGCUGAUGAAGAAAAUAGUAACAAAGUCUCAAGCCCAUCCCUUGGUGUGGGAAAGAGGCAAAAAGUGAUGGGAGUGAGACCAACUGCCGAAGCAGAAGGUGAUGGGGAAAUGAGUGCGGAUGAAAUUGAAGAGGACUUGGGUGAGGAUAAUCGAGACGAGGCUAAAUCAGAGCUCGACGGUAAAGCCCUCAAAAUGAUCCCAAGGCGUCCGGCGAAGAAACCCAAGGAUGGUAAAGCAGCUGUGCAUAGCCACAGCAGGAAAACUACGAGACCAAUCAAAGAUGUCAAGAAAGUUGCUAAGUUGGCGGAUCGCCAAUUUCAUCGACACUCCGCUCAACAGGAUGCUCAUCCUGUCAUUAAGGAAGGUGAUGGGGCAGUAGCUGAUGAUGGUAUUGGCGAGGGCAGUUGGCCGAUUGGAGAUUUAGAAGAAUUAGACCCUAUGGGCUGGUUCAACAAGUGGAGUAAUGUGGUAGAGAAGCUUGUGGAGAAGAACACUCUAUUGGUGUAUGAAUUGCAGGAAAAGAUCAAUGCCCGCAGACAUGGGUCAACUACAACUCAAGAUGAGCAGGCUAAAGGAGAUGAGAUGAGUGGUGAUGAAGAAGCCGACCUCAUCCCUCAAACAAUGAAUGAUGAAGAUCAAGCCAAGGAAGACAACCAGAAUGUGCCGGAGCAGGAACCGGUGAAUGAUGCCACCGAAGAGUAUAAGAAUAAUUUAGGCCAAGAAAUGAAAGAGAAAAAUCCAAUAAAGCCUAAAAGUUCAACUCAGGCUAAGGGGAAGAAGAAGGCAGUUGAUUAUAAGGAUAUGCUUGGAUUCGCAAAUCUGCAGGGGGGUGAAGAAGAUGAUGAAUCAAGGAAUGAGGAUGUAGAAACGAUGAAUGAUGACGAUCAAGCCAAGGAAGACAACCAGAAUGUGCCGGAGCAGGAACCGGUGAAUGAUGCCACCGAAGAGUAUAAGAAUAAUUUAGGCCAAGAAAUGAAAGAGAAAAAUCCAAUAAAGCCUAAAAGUUCAACUCAGGCUAAGGGGAAGAAGAAGGCAGUUGAUUAUAAGGAUAUGCUUGGAUUCGCAAAUCUGCAGGGGGGUGAAGAAGAUGAUGAAUCAAGGAAUGAGGAUGUAGAAACGAUGAAUGAUGACGAUCAAGCCAAGGAAGACAACCAGAAUGUGCCGGAGCAGGAACCGGUGAAUGAUGCCACCGAAGAGUAUAAGAAUAAUUUAGGCCAAGAAAUGAAAGAGAAAAAUCCAAUAAAGCCUAAAAGUUCAACUCAGGCUAAGGGGAAGAAGAAGGCAGUUGAUUAUAAGGAUAUGCUUGGAUUCGCAAAUCUGCAGGGGGGUGAAGAAGAUGAUGAAUCAAGGAAUGAGGAUGUAGAAACGAUGAAUGAUGAAGAUAAAGUUGAGGAAGAUAAACAAGAGAUGAGAUUCGCAGAGGAGAUGGUGCCUUACGAGGCGUUUGGGAAGGGGAGCGAUGUGGUGAAGAAUAUAAAGGCGGCCGGUGGAGGAGCAAAAGUAAUGAGUGGUGCAUUGAAGGGGAAUAAAGGGCGUAAGAAUACUAUUCAAGUUGAGCAGGCUAAGGGAAAAACAAGUGAUACAUUGAACAAGGCAGUUGAUGAUAAGGAUAUGUCUCCAUUUGAGGUUGAUGAAUCAAGAAAUGAGGAAGACUACACCACAGAGAUCGAGCAGGAAAUGUGGUCCGCAGAGGAGAUGAAUUAUGAGUCCCAGAAUAUCGAGCGUGGGAAGGAGCAACAAAUGGUGGGUGUUGAUGAUAGCAUGAAGAUGUUGGUGGAGGACAAGAGUCCAUUGUUGCAUGAUCAACUUCAAGAGAUGAACUCGGCAACUCAAGAUGAGCAGGCUAAAGGAGAUGAGAUAAGUGGUGUUGAUGAAGCAGGCGGCCUCAUCCCUGAAACAAUGAAUGAUGAAGAUCAAGCCAAGGAAGACAACCAGAAUGUGCCGGAGCAGGAACCAGUGAAUGAUGCCACCGAAGAGUAUAAGAAUAUCUCAGGCCAAGAAAUGAAAGAGAAAAUUCCAAUAAAGCAUGAGCAGUUGGUGAAGGAGAAUGUAAGGCGUAAAAGUUCAACUCAGGCUAAGGGGAAGAUGAAGGGGCAGGUGAACAAGGCAGUUGAUUAUAAGGAUAUUCUUGGAUUCGCAAAUCUGCAGGGGGGUGAAGAAGAUGAUGAAUCAAGGAAUGAGGAUGUAGAAACGAUGAAUGAUGACGAGGGUGAGGAAGAAGGAUAUCCAGCAAAAACCGAGCAAGGAUUACAAAUGGUGGUUGGUGAUGAUAACAUGGUGGAGGAGAAGAACUCAUUGUCGUUACUCAAGGGUCUUGAUGACUGCAAUAGACCAAUGCCCAAGAAUAUAAAGCGCGAUCAACUUCAACAGGUGAAAGCACAGAGGUCGACCCUCAAUAUGGCAGUUGAUGAUGAGGAUAUGCCGCAGGAUGAUCUGGAUGAAUGUAGUGGUGAGGCUGAAACGAUGAUUGAUGAAGAUGAAGUUGAGGAAGAUAAACAAGAGAUGAGAUCCGCAGAGGAGAUGGUGCCUGUAGAGAAUUACGAGGCGUUUGGGAAGGGGAGCGAUGUGGUGAAGAAUAUAAAGGUGGCCGGUCGAGGAGCAAAAGUAAUGAGUGGUGCAUUGAAGGGGAAUAAAGGGCGUAAGAGUACUAUUAAAGUUGAGCAGGCUAAGGGAAAAACGAGUGAUACAUUGAGCAAAGCAGUUGAUUAUAAGGAUAUGUCUCGAUUUGAGGUGGAUGAAUCAAGGAAUGAGGAAGAAUACACCACAGAGAUCGAGCAGGAAAUGUGGUCUGCAGAGGAGAUGAAUUAUGAGUCCCAGAAUAUCAAGCGUGGGAAGGAGCAACAAAUGGUGGGUGGUGAUGAUAGCAUGAUGAUGUUGGUGGAGGACAAGAGUCCAUUGUUGCAUGAUCAACUUCAAGAGAUGAGCUCGGCCCUCAAUGUUGCUGCAGGUGAGUUUGGGGAUGAGAGGUUGUUGUCGCAAGAGUAUAAGAAUAUCUCAGGCCAACAAAUGAAAGAGAAGAUUCCAAUAAAGCAUGAGCAGUUGAUGAAGGGAAAUGUAAGGCGUAAGAGUACAACUCAAGCUGAACAGGCUAAGGGAAAGAUGAAGGGACAGGUGAACAAGGCAGUUGAUUAUAAGGAUAUACCCAUAUUCGCAUAUCUGCAGAUGGGUGAAGAAGGCGAUGAAUCAAGGAAUGAGGAGGUAGAGACGAUGAAUGAUAAAGAGGGUGAUGAGGAAGAAUACCUGGCAAAAACCGAGCAAGGAAUACAAAUGGUGGUCGGUGAUGAUAGCAUGAUGGAGGAGAAAAGUCCAUUGUCGUUACUCAAGAGGCGUGAUGAGCGCAAUAGACCGGUGCCUAAGAAUAUAAAGCUUGAUCAACUUCAACAUGUGAAAGUAGAGAGGGCGGCCCUCAAUAUUGUUGCUAAGAAUACGGCAGUUGAUUAUGAGGAUAUACUGCAUGAUAAAUGUAGUGGUGAGGUUGAAACGAUGAAUGAUGAAGAUGAAGCCGAGGAAGACAAACAGGAAAUGAGGUCCGCAGAGGAGGUGAUGCUUGUAGAGAAUUAUGAGGCGUUAGGGAAUAGGAGCAACGUGGCGAAGAAUAUAAAGGGUGCCGGUGAAGGAGCGAAAGCAUUAAUGGGUGGUGCAUUGAAAGGGAAUAAAGGGCGUAAAAGUACAAGUCACGUUGAGCAGGAUAAGGCAAAGAUGAGUGAUGCAUUGAACAAGGUAGUUGAUGAUAAGGAGAUGUCCCAAUUUGAGGUAGAUGAAUCAAGGAAUGAGGAAGAAUACCCCAUAGAGACCGAGCAGGAAAUGAAUUCUGAGUCCCAGAAUAUUAGUCCAUUGUCGUGUGAUCAACUUCAAGAGAUGAGCUCGACCCUCAAUGUUGCUGCAGGUGUGUUUGGGGAUGAGAGGUUGUUGUCGCAAGAGUAUAAGAAUAUGGAUGAUUUGGGGAGUGUGGAGAAAAAGAUUAAUCCAAAAAAGGGAAAUAAUCUGAAAACUCACGCAGCUCAAGGAAAGAGCUCCGCCCUCAGUCUCAGUAGUGCGUUGGUGAAGAUGGGAAUUGAUGAGAAGGAGAAUGCGACAGAGGAAAUGCCUUACGAGUCGCUACUCGAGGCUGGAAAGCAUGCUCCAAUAUUUGAGGAGCAGGAAAUGAAAGAAUCCGAGGCAAAUGAGGAUGAGAAUAAGCAAGUAAUAUUGAGGUCGAUUAUUCCAAAAAAGGGAAAUGAUGGGAAGAAGAUAGCAGCAAUGGCCAGGAAGCCUAAAGUAAAUGAUCGUCGUGGUGCGUUGGUUGACAUGGCAGCGUAUGAUAAUAGAGUUGGCCGCACCAUCACUUCCAAGAGAGGCGCAACUGAGUUUGAGGAGCAAACUGGUGAGGAAUUACAAUCAGAUCCUGCUCCACUGGAUAUUCAGGCAGCCGAAGUUGAUGUUGAUGUUGAUGCUGAUGAGGAUGAUCAGGAAGCAGAAGUUGAUGUUGAUGUUGAUGCUGAUGAGGAUGAUCAGGAAGCAGAAGUUGAUGAUGAUGGUGAUGAGCAGAGUGCUACUGCUACUGAAGAGGUUUCCCACUCCGAUGUUUGAGUUUGAUUGUCCCGUGUUUUAUGCCUUUUCUUUUACUUAUCUCUCACUGUUUUUCUACUUCUUCAACUCCAUCUUACCCUCAAUAUUCUAUGUUUGUUAAAUAUGUAUAAUAAAUUAGAUUGCACUUUAGUUCAUGUCUUUUAUAUGUGCGAUAAUUUUUUUCUUUUCCAA
Salvia miltiorrhiza (redroot sage) is the source of this 5771-nucleotide messenger RNA. RefSeq lists its product as uncharacterized. The transcript has 2 exons. The record is from RefSeq and is a predicted model, not a curated record. The coding region runs from base 39 to 5600 and encodes 1853 amino acids. Lineage: Eukaryota; Viridiplantae; Streptophyta; Magnoliopsida; Lamiales; Lamiaceae.